GUAAAUUAUUUGAUAAAGAUAAGUGACUUGAAAUUUCUUGUUAUUUUUUUUUCCUCAAUGAUUCUACACGAUCUUGUGAUCCCAGAACAACUAAGUAUAUACAUACAUGCAUUGCUUCCUAAAUUUAAGCCGUAUUAUCCAAUUGUGCAUCGCACGAGUACAUAUAUAUUAUAACAUUUUACAAUGGCACUUAUAGCUAUUGUCGGUUUAACAAGAAAAUCGCCGUCGUGAUAUAAGUAUUCUGCUCUAUUACAUCCUAAACGCAUCAAAGCUGUACAGAAAUCUUCCUUCAUGCCUCUAAGUUCUCGUCUGUGGUGGCCUAAUGUUUUAAAAAGUUUUAUAAAUGUGUCUAAACUAGUGAACAAUUUUUUAUAAAAGCUCCAAUAAUUUAUUUAUGAUCUUAUUGUGAUUUUUUGAAUUACCGAAAAUGAUGGCUGACGGAGGUUCUGGUGGUUUAAAAACCAAUUGGGUUCCGGGUCAACCAACUGUUGAUGAAGUCAGCAUUUCAAUGCAAACUUUUGGUAUUAUUGACUACACUGUUUUUACCUUGAUGCUGAUAUCUUGUGGAGGAAUUGGAAUUUAUUUUGGAUUCAUCAAAAAAUCAUCUGGAGAAGAUGAAUAUCUUGUAGGAGGAAGAAACAUGAAAACAUUUCCAGUUAGUCUGAGCUUAAUUGCAAGCUUUAUAUCUGGAAUUUCAUUACUUGGAACACCUACAGAAAUCUAUGUUCAUGGAACCAGUUAUCUUUUCAUCGGCUUUGCCGUUAUUCUUGUGGGUUUUGCUAUGUCAUACAUUUAUUUACCAGUUUUUCAUGAACUUAAACUCACCAGCACUUAUGAGUAUUUAGAAAAAAGAUUUAAUAGGAAAGUUCGUAUCCUUGGAUCUGGAUUAUUUUCUCUUGGAAUUAUGAUGUGGCUUCCCAUAGUUAUUUAUGUACCAGCACUAGCAUUUAAUCAAGUAACCGGUGUCAAUGUCCAUGUUAUUACUCCUUUUGUGUGUGUCGUGUGCAUUUUUUACACAUGUGUGGGAGGUUUAAGAGCAGUGGUAUGGACAGACUUUGUUCAGGUCUUCAUAAUGUUUGGAUCAAUGCUAUUGGUCGUUAUCAAAGGGACAAUUGAUCUAGGGGGUCUAAGCGUAGUUAUACAAAGAAAUCGCGAUUCCGGAAGACUGGAACUACCAGUAGCAGAUUUAAGUCCAUUAACAAGACAUACGUUUUGGGCUUUGGUCAUUGGAGGGUUCGUUCUAUGGUUGCAAAGUUCAGCUAUUAAUCAAAAUAUGCUUCAACGAUACAUUUCGCUGCCAAACCUCCAGGCUGCAAGAAGAGCUCUCUGGAUCUUUAUUUUUGGAGCAUUGGGUCUGAUUGGAAUUUGUGGCUAUGCUGGGAUGCUCAUUUAUGCUUGGUAUCACACUUGUGAUCCAUUAACAACUAAAUUAGUCAAUGCAAAGGAUCAGCUAUUGCCUUUGCUAGUGAUGGAUAUUCUAGGAAAACUGCCAGGAUUACCAGGACUUUUUGUAGCAGGAGUUUUCAGUGCUGCACUCAGCUCUUUAUCAACUGGACUCAACUCUAUGGCAGCAGUGGUAUUUGAAGAUUUCAUCAAGCCUUUUAGGAAAACACCACUCAGUACGAAAAAGGCUGAUAUAUUAAUGAAACUUACUGUCGUGAUAUUAGGAAUUAUAUGUGUAGGUUUAGUUUUUGUUGUUGAAAAAGCAGGAACUCAUGUACUCCAGCUUUCCAUGACAAUGAGUGCCAUUCCCAGUGGACCAUCUUUAGGAAUUUUUAGUAUAGGAAUUUUACUACCAUGGGUCAAUGCUAGGGGUGCUUUGAUUGGUGGUCUUUCUGGUUUAGGAUUUAUGGGUUGGAUGACUUUGUCCGCUCAAACUGCUAUUGCUACUGGUAAUAUCAGAUUUGAUGAGAAACCAGUUUCAACAGACGGAUGUACCUAUUGGUUCCUGCAAGCAGAAAAUUUACACCUGUUGGUACCACCAGAUUCAGUUUUUGGUAACGCUGAGGAUGCAAAACUAGGUGAACCAUGGGCAAUCUAUCGUCUGAGCUACUUGUGGUAUACCGUGACUGGAGCACUAGUAACGAUGAGUGUUGGCCUUAUUGUCAGUAUCAUAUUCCCAGAACGAGAUAAGAAACUUGAUCCCAUGCUAGUUGCUCCAUUCAUCCGGAGAUUUCUGAAGAAUACUAAUGCUAAUUCUACCGAGUUAUGUCAAGUCAGUUGUGAAAGGCAUAAACCUCUAUAAAUAUUUAAUAAUUAAAGUUUAGUGAUCGAAGAUAUUUUUUAAAUAAAAAUUACCUGAAGCUAAAAAGCAGCUAGUAUUUUAAAUUAUGUAAUCAUGCAAUGUAAAUAGAAUGUGAAGUUUUUUGUAACAACAUAUCUCUAGAUAACUUUGAAACCAACUAAUACUGUUGUAAGACUACCAUCUAGACCUGAAUGUACAUGACAAUCACCGAGACAAUAUGUAAAGUAGAUCUUGUAAUCUUUAUUUUAUUUACAUAAGUCUAUUUUACACAUAUUAUAAAGUGUAGUGAUGACCGAAAUUUUGUAACUAUUUGUAUUUUGAAUGCUCCAAG
Messenger RNA from Chelonus insularis, 2576 nucleotides. Its product is annotated as sodium-coupled monocarboxylate transporter 1-like. Bases 428 to 2245 code for a protein of 605 amino acids. Gene Ontology annotation, molecular function: symporter activity. Gene Ontology annotation, cellular component: membrane. The transcript has 10 exons. Lineage: Eukaryota; Metazoa; Arthropoda; Insecta; Hymenoptera; Braconidae. The record is from RefSeq and is a predicted model, not a curated record. Gene Ontology annotation, biological process: transmembrane transport; sodium ion transport.